UAAUAAAUUAAGAACGAAAGUAAGAUGGCUGUUCCUUCGUGGAUUGCCAAUAUUUCAAGAAUUUCAAACACUCUCUUUUGCUUUUGCGUAUUUUUUCAAGUACCAUGCCUGCUUGCAGGACGAUACAGUUAUGAACUGCCAGAAUAUGUUGUUAAAGUUGAUUCGAAGCAGCUUAAAAUGCCGAAGGCCGCUAUGGAUGUAGCCGUUGACCAUCUUGUGAAGCAGUUUUAUGAAACUGAUAUAUUUACGAAGUCGUCGCAAAACAUUUCAACAUGCAGAAAAGAAUUGAUUAAUGUAACUAAGAAUAACGAUAACCUUUUUUUGUAUGUUGAUGCUAUUGGUAAAGUACCAGCUGGUAUAUCUCGAGGGGAUUUCGCCUGGUUGGGUUCAUUUGACUCAUGCCUGGAGAUAACUAAUGCUCAUUACUGCCUGACCACUUUUAAUGUCGAAAUUUCAAAUUUCACCAGAAAGCCUUUGCCAUUAAGAAUAGGCUUUUGUCUACCAUCUGCAUGUGGAAAGGUUGAUCUUAAAGAAGUCUUUGGUACUAUAUCGAUAUCAAACCAAUUUGUAAAUAUUACAUACGGAGGUUGCUCCUGUCCAAAGAAGCCUGACUAUACAUCUGAUGUUGUUAUCACAUUAGUCUUGUGUGGUUUUCUUCUGAUGCUUUGUGCUCUGGGGACACUUAUGGAUGUUUGUGGCAGGCCUGGUGUAUCUCUUGUCUCACAGACAGUUUCUAAUAAAUAUGUGGAUGAGGUUUCAUCUUCAGUACAAAAUGAAGAAGUUCUUCACAAUGAAAGAGCAUUUCAUGAAGAUGGAUAUAAUCAACACAAUAAAAAUCAUAUAAGAACACCUCUUGUUUCAGAGUCAGUGAAAAGUAAUUACUUACGUCCAAAACGGCCAUCAGGUGGCUUGAUUGAAUUUCUGCGUUGUUUUUCACUCACAAGGAACACCAACCAAAUCCUCGACACAAAAGUGACGUCAAAGGCGAUCACGUGCUUAAGUGGGAUACGCGUCAUUAGCAUGUUUUGGGUGAUCUUGGGACACGCGUUUCUUUUUACAAUUUCAAGCACCCUCGUUGCCAAUCCACUUGACAUGGAAGAUGCUAUCAGUAGACUGUCAAUGAUGGCCGUGACAAAUGCCUAUUAUUCCGUCGAUACGUUCUUCUUCUUGAGUGGCUUGCUCCUUGCCUACGUAUGCUUUCAAAAAAUGGAGAAGAAUGACGGCAAAUAUAAUUGGUUGCUUUUUUAUGUCCACCGUUACGUAAGACUUACACCAUCAUUGAUGUUUAUGAUCUUGUUCUACAUGAAACUCAUACCGUUCUUUGCUUACUCGCCAAUAUGGUCGACCACUGAAGAUAAGUAUUGUUCUCGAUAUUGGUGGACUAAUCUUCUCUACAUAAAUAAUUUUUACCCGACCGACUUUUUGAAACAGUGUGCUGGAUGGUCAUGGUAUCUCGCUAACGACAUGCAGUUCUUUGUAAUUUCUCCUUUGAUACUCAUUCUAGCGUACAGAUUUUGUCGUGUUGGUCUUCUUGCUACUGCAGGCUCACUUUUGAUGGCCAGCACCAUGAUACUUGCCGUAUUGUAUGGUAAUUAUGACAUUGAUCCAACAGAGUUGUCGAAAUGGGGCAUGUCGAAUUUGUUUGGAAUUUCAGAGACGCGAAAAAAUUAUUCUAACAUGAUCUACAGCAAACCCUAUUGUCGUGUACAACCAUAUCUUAUUGGCAUUAUGUUGGGAUACUUCAUGUUCAGAAGUUAUAGUGGAACACGUAAACCUACUUGGGCAGUGGCUUUGAUUGCAUGGUUAGUAGCUUUUACUGUUGGUAUGACUUUGGUGUAUUCACCUCAUGAUAACGUCACGGACGGACGUCAAUGGACUAAGACCGAGAAAGUCCUUUAUGGAAUGUUCUCAAAAGUGGCGUGGAGCAUGGCACUAGCUUGGGUCGUCUAUGCCUGUCAUUAUGGCUAUGGAGGUAUUAUUCAACGAUUUCUUUCAGCAAGUUUCUGGGUUCCUCUAGCCCGCCUAACGUAUUGUGCUUACUUGGUCCAUCCCAUUGUCUUGACAUACAUGUUCAAUAGUUCAAAAGUUGUGCUUUUCUACAGUGUACAGACGAUCGCAUUCAACUUCGUUGCUGCUGUAACAGCGUCGUACUUAUGUGCCUAUAUUCUGGCUGUUGUGAUCGAGUUCCCUUGUCAAAAUCUGGAAAAACUCGGUGCUCGUCGUUAAAGAAGAAUCCAUGUAUAAAUAUGUGGAAAGGAAAUAAUUUAUUGAAUAAUUUACAAAAUAAUUAUUGAAUUGAAAUUAAUUUCCCAUGAAUACGACGCUCCAACAGAUGCAAUAAAAAUUCCAAGUGCCUAA
This is a messenger RNA of Xenia sp. Carnegie-2017, 2358 nucleotides long. RefSeq names its product nose resistant to fluoxetine protein 6-like. Lineage: Eukaryota; Metazoa; Cnidaria; Anthozoa; Malacalcyonacea; Xeniidae. The transcript is spliced from 15 exons. Gene Ontology annotation, molecular function: acyltransferase activity, transferring groups other than amino-acyl groups. The record is from RefSeq and is a predicted model, not a curated record. The coding region runs from base 25 to 2226 and encodes 733 amino acids.